This is a messenger RNA of Sphaeramia orbicularis (orbiculate cardinalfish), 3125 nucleotides long. RefSeq names its product v-rel avian reticuloendotheliosis viral oncogene homolog A (gene rela). Gene Ontology annotation, biological process: positive regulation of transcription by RNA polymerase II; innate immune response; response to cytokine. The coding region runs from base 213 to 2102 and encodes 629 amino acids. The transcript is spliced from 11 exons. Gene Ontology annotation, cellular component: cytoplasm; nucleus. NCBI's taxonomy places the organism in Eukaryota, Metazoa, Chordata, Actinopteri, Kurtiformes, Apogonidae. The record is from RefSeq and is a predicted model, not a curated record. Gene Ontology annotation, molecular function: RNA polymerase II cis-regulatory region sequence-specific DNA binding; DNA-binding transcription factor activity, RNA polymerase II-specific.
UUACCGGAAAACGUGUAUUAUUAUGUGAUGUAGCUUUACUAACUGUACACAGUUGUAGGUGGGGCGAAGGAGGCGACAGAACAGCUCUGUCAAGAAGUUUGAGGAGUGCACUCGGUCGGGUUUGCAGCGCUGAUUUUCUUUAAACCGAAAACGACAAAACAACAAAUUAAUUAUUGUGAGCGGAGGAGUGUGUGCGCGAGACGGACACAGACAUGGAGGGGGUCUAUCCAUGGGGCAUGGCCCAACUCAAUCCAGCCAACCCUUACAUAGAGAUCAUCGAGCAGCCGAAGCAGAGGGGAAUGAGAUUCAGAUACAAGUGUGAGGGCAGAUCAGCUGGCAGCAUCCCAGGAGAGAAGAGCAAUGACACCACUAAGACCCACCCAGCCAUCAAGUUACACAACUACAGUGGCCCCCUGCGUGUUCGCAUCUCACUGGUCACCAAGAACGCACCGCACAAGCCACACCCACACGAACUGGUGGGGAAAGACUGCAAACAUGGCUACUACGAAGCCGACCUGCAGGAGAGAAGAAUACACAGUUUUCAGAAUCUCGGUAUACAGUGUGUGAAGAAGAAGGAUGUGAAUGAAGCCAUCACUUGCCGACUGCAGACUAAUAAUAACCCCUUCAACAUUCCCGACGCGAAGGUGUGGGAGGAGGAGUUUGACCUGAAUUCAGUUCGACUUUGCUUCCAGGCCUCUAUCACUCUGCCCACGGGGGAGCUGUUUCCUCUGGAGCCAGUGGUAUCACAGCCUAUAUAUGACAACAGGGCUCCAAACACAGCUGAGCUAAAGAUCUGCAGAGUCAACCGGAACCACGGUAGCUGCAAAGGAGGAGAUGAAAUCUUCCUGUUGUGUGACAAAGUGCAAAAAGAGGACAUUGAGGUGCGUUUUUUCCAGGACUCUUGGGAAGGGAAGGGCACUUUCUCCCAGGCCGAUGUCCACAGGCAGGUAGCCAUUGUGUUCCGCACACCACCAUACCGUGACACUAAUCUCACGGAGCCAGUUAGAGUGAAGAUGCAGCUCCGCCGGCCCUCCGACCGGGAAGUCAGUGAGCCCAUGGACUUCCAGUACCUGCCCACUGAUCCAGAUGAAUAUCGACUGAGUGAGAAGAGAAAACGUACGGGGGAGAUGUUCCAGAGUCUGAAACUGGGGCCUGCACUGUCUUCUGUGUCCAUUCCAGCAGAUAGGAGGCACAUCAGCCCAGCAAGAAGAACAGCCACAGCAAAGCCUCCAGUAAUCAAUGCACAACCUGCAGCUGCGCUGCCCUCUGGUGCCAGUGCAGCAAAGUCCCAGGCCUCCUACUCAUACAUGCAGUCAGGCCAACCUUUCACUGCACAGGCCAAACUAGAACCAUCCCUCUCCAUCACUGCUCCAUCUCCAAACCAAACAUGGAAGCUCAUGAACCUUGGUCCCCAGCCUAAACCCACUCCUUUGGCCAACUUUACAAUGAGCCAGCCUUUAGCUGCCUCCUCCUCCACUACUACCGCCUCCACUGCCAACCAGGACUUCUCAACAGUCAACCUGGCAGACCUCCACGACUUCUUCCCCAAGAUGUCCUCAACCAUCACCCAGGAUCUGGCUUCUUCUCAGGGAACCGCAGCCUCAUCGCAGAGCAGCAGCUCCUUCAGUCUCCAACCUUCUCAAUUCCAGGUGGAAGCGCCACUGGUGGACGAUGACAUCCCAGACUUCCCUAGCUUUCCCGAAGCCCAGGUCCCAGGCACGUUGGAAAACCUCGACAUGGAAGACUUUGAGGACCUUCUGAGUCGCCGGCUCACAUGUGAGACAGGAAACAGCACUUCAAUGCUGGGCCAAGCUGCAUGCCAACAAACCCCCAGCUCCUCUAAUGGUAUCCAGAACAACAUUGCAUCCCAGAACACUUCUGAUCUACUCGGCAACCCAGGCAGCACCUGGAUGAAUUACCCCAACAGCAUCGUCAACUUGCUCCACAAUGAGAACAUGAUUGACAUUAUCCCCAACAAUAGCAACAACCGGCCGCCUGUACUGGACGAAUUUGAUGAGCUGAUGUCAAACGAUGAGGAGCGCCUAAUUUCAAUCCUUAAUAGUGGAAGCCAAGCUGGAUUUGUGUCAGGACAUCCUCCUUAAAUGUCAUCUGCAUAAUUUGUAAUGAACAUAUUAACAGAACACUUGCAUCUGCCCUUUUGGCCUUUUGAACUGAAACUCCUUUGUUUUAAAACACAAAUGAAAUCAAGGUGGAUAUGAAGGGCCAAGGGAAACAGAAUGUAGCAGAACCUCUCACUGUGGACAUCAGAAUACCAACAGACACUCUUGCUUGCAGGCUUUUUUAAUUAUAUCAUUAAAAAUACCAGACUGCAAAUUAUCAGAUUUUAUAUCCCUUACUAGGCCAACAUGAUUCAUGUUCGGCAUCAAUUAACUUUCUCAGCCACUGUGUCUGCAUGAUGGUGGAGGAUAUCUACCUAUCCAUGCAUCUUUUAAAAAGGUAGUGAGAUGUAUCUGUUGAAAUGUUUUCUUUUGUUCAUAGUCUGUGGAACAUGUUUGAUAUAUGUUUUUUGUACGGUCGUUCUUGUUAGCUUUUGUCAGUGUUACUGUGACUGUUUGUCCUCGUCUUAAAUGAAAUAUGCAUGAUAGGGCUUUUAAUCUGACACCAAAUGAAUAUUUUUCUGUAAAAAUAUAAUCUAAUGUAGGUGAGAGUCAGUGCAGAUCAUGUCUGUGAUUCUUGUAUUCAUUUGCAAUGUCAGAAUGUAUGAAAUGUUUUCUGAAGAUCACAACUGUAACACAUUAAUAUACUGGUGCCUUUGUUGAGAUUCUCAACAAAUUGUGAUGAUGAAGGUCGACAUGUAAAUAACUCAAACAAUUUAAUAAGUACAUGCUUACAGCAGAAGAAACGUAUGCAAGGUUUACACGUCACAGUUGUAUCCAAUCAUUUCUUUUUCACUUAUUCUUCACCUACAGACAGGUGAAGAUAAAGCAAACAGUUUCAGAGCUGGGAUCACCAGACUAUACUCUGUGGGCAAAGAUGUUUAAAUGGAGAGGAAAAAGGUGUUUUAUACAACAGCUGGUUAUACUAUAUGCAUAUCUUCAUGUAUUGAGUGUAUAGUUGUCAAAAUCCCAAACACUUUUUACUGCAAUAAAAACCACAAGAUGUAA